Rhodamnia argentea is the source of this 2510-nucleotide messenger RNA. Its product is annotated as ankyrin-3-like. Bases 250 to 2433 code for a protein of 727 amino acids. The record is from RefSeq and is a predicted model, not a curated record. Lineage: Eukaryota; Viridiplantae; Streptophyta; Magnoliopsida; Myrtales; Myrtaceae. Gene Ontology annotation, molecular function: protein binding. The transcript has 7 exons.
UAUACAAUUUCUGCGCUACCUGUUUGCUCAAGUGGGCCUGUUUCAACCGCGCUUUCCGAAGCUUCCUAGUUGCAUGGCAAAUUGCCACCGUCCCAUUGACCUUGCUUCAGCAGCCUAAGAAGUCUUCUUGUGUCCAUCUCAUUUGUACUCUGUUCUCUUGUCUCUCUGCUUGAUCUUGAUCUUUCUUGUUGACGAUACCAGAUAGCAGAAGGCGGCGGAAGAGACGGCAUUCUGUGAGUUCAGAGAGCAAUGGAUCAGCAAAACAAGGUGAUGCAGAGAGCUCCUUCCAUCUCAUCUUGCUUCCCAGAGAGAUUUUCUGGUGUUUCACCAAGAGAUGAGCAUGAGAAUGUGCAUGAGAAGCGGCAACACCAUCACCAGUGGCCCAUGAAAGCCGCUGCUCUUCACGCCCUUCCGCAACCCCCAUUGGCAUUCAAAGCUCCAGUUGAUAAGCAUCUCAUCGUGGAAGAGAAGCUUCAACCCCACCAUGCACCACCGCCACCAUCAUCUUCUGCUUCUCCUCCUCAUCACCAUGUGCUGCCGUCUAGCAGCAAAUUGAAUGAAGCAGCUGCGCCCGAUAAGCCAGUUUCAGCUCCUCUCCCGCCAAUUCCUUCGUUUCCCCACUUUGGGAAAAUUUUCUCCCAGAGAACAUACACGCCUUUGUAUAAUGCUGCAAUGAAAGGCCAUUGGGAAAGUGCAGAGAAGUUCUUACGAUCACAUCCCGGGGCUAUAAAUGUCAGGAUCACGAAGGAAAUGGACACGGUUCUUCACAUUGCUGCCGGGGCCAAACACACCAAUUUCGUAGAGGAAGUGGUCAAGAUGAUGAGCCCCACAGAUUUAGCAUUGCGGAACAAGAGAAAUAAUACGGCUCUUUGUCAUGCUGCCGCAUCUGGUGUUACCAAAAUCGCGGAGACAAUGGUCAAUAAGAAUAGGGACUUACCUGGGAUGAGGGGCCAUAAGGGAAUGACACCUCUUUAUUUUGCAGCAUUGUUUGGACACGGGGACAUGGUUUCCUAUUUGUUCAGAGUGACAGAUGAUGAGCAUCUAACUGAAGAGGACUACGUGACGGUACUCCUUGCUACAAUCAACAAUGAUUUGUUUGACCUAGCUCUUACCAUACUUUGGAGAAAACCAGAAUUAGCUACUCUUCGAGAUCAUAAUGGAAUGACUGCAUUGCAUAUUUUAGCUCAGAAGCCUUCGGCGUUUGCCAGCACAAGCUCAUUGGAAUCCUGGCAGAGGAUACUUUAUCCAUUGAUUCGCGUGGAAGAAAAAUAUAAGGUGGGGUUCCCUUCAGGACUCGUCAUGAGCGACAUUAGCCACACAAAUCAAGUGUCUCUCUACUUACUCGAGAAGCUUUGGUGUGUGGUGGAGUUAAUAGUGCCAGGAAUCAAGGCAGUUCAUGAGAAAAAGACUAUGCAUAUGCAAGCGCUACAGUUGGUGAAGCUGUUGUGCGAGCAGGUUUCAUCACUGGAGGACUCCACAAUUGCGGAUCUUUUAACACAUCCCUCGCAGCCGUUGCUCAUUGCAGCAGGGUUCGGCAUAGUUGAGCUUGUGACUGAGCUUGUUUGCUCUAAUCCUGAUUUGAUAUGGAAAGUUGAUGAGCAAAGCCGUAACAUUUUCCAUGUUGCGGUUAUGUACCGCCGAGAAAAGAUAUUUGGCCUCAUUCAUGAUCUCGGGGCGCAUAAAGAUAUGAUCACUACCUACAAAGACCCCACCAACGAUCACAACUUGUUGCAUUUGGCGGGAAAGAUGGCACCUCUGGACCAACUUAACAGCGUGUCUGGGGCAGCUCUUCAGAUGCAGCGGGAACUUCUAUGGUUCAAGGAAGUGGAGAAAACUGUACACCCUUUAUCAAAGCAGAUGAGGGACAAAAACGGCCGAACACCGAGAAUGUUAUUCACGGAAGAGCACAGGGCUCUGGUCAAAGAAGGAGAGGACUGGAUGAAAAGCACCGCUUCAUCCUGCAUGCUUGUUUCCACGCUAAUCACCACUGUGAUGUUCGCCGCUAUCUUCACGGUUCCAGGAGGAACAGACAACAAGGGCUUACCUAUUUUAUUGGGAUCAAAUGCCUUCAUAACGUUCGCCAUAUCAGAUGCAUUCGCGCUGUUCUCUUCGGUCACAUCCAUACUCAUGUUCUUGUCCAUCCUCACCUCGCGCUAUGCUGAGGAAGAUUUUCUCGAAUCCUUACCGAAAAGACUAAUCAUCGGCCUUACCACCCUGUUUCUUUCUAUAGCAUCCAUGCUUAUUGCAUUUAGCGCUACCUUUUUCAUAGUACUUGGAUGCCGAUUGGCGUGGAUUCUUGUACCGAUUGCCUUAGCUUCGUGCAUACCGAUUACCUUAUUUGCCUUUCUUCAUUUUCCCCUUCUUGCUGAUAUGCUACGUUCUUCUUAUGGAACUGGCCUAUUCGCAAGAGAAGCCACAAUCACCCUUUGUUAGUUCAUCAUAAAGCUUGCAUUGAGAACCAGAGAAUAGCUUUAUCAAAGUGAAGCAUGAACGAUUUGUCUCGAUAUCAA